AUGGCAAAAAGCAUCCCUAAGAGCUGGGGUGAACGUCACUUCCAGCUAACGGAAGAAACAGAGCGCUACAGAGUUGCACAGGUAGAAGCAUUUAUUUUGGAGCACAACCUUGACUCGUCGGUUCAACUUCAACUGACAACAACUUGCCGAGGCACAAAAGAGGGUUCGCCUACACUGCCAAGCUACCACAAUUGUUUCGAGAAUAUUUGUGCGUUUUCAGGCUUAAUUGGCGACUAUCAAACCUCAUGCCUCUUUGAUAGGAAGCUCUGCCCACGAAACCCCUAUCCUGCCAUUCCCGAGACAAUUGCCAUGUAUUACCGUUGGAAAGCUGGCAAAAAGGGAGCACUUUUGUACGACAGUAAUAAACUUCCAGUGGAAAACGCAACUGUGAACAAGGUGGCUGGAGCCACUUAUGUGAAGUGUACUGGAGAGUGGAACUCUCCUUCGGGUUUGGAAAAGGCUCGCGCAGCUUUUAGCAAUCUUCAUAUGUUAUACGACAACCUCAGAGGUGUAUACCAACACAGUUGUCCCAACUGCUGCCAUUUGAACCCAAAAUUUUCUGCGAACAAUGUUGACGCAGGAGACGUUGGUAUUUGGAAAUCAUGCAAUAGACAUGCAAGUAAGCCACUCCUGAUUCCACAUGGAAAUGCUGCUACAGCAAAAGUUUCUGUUGAUGCGUUUAACAGUAUCAAAGCAAUUCUUGAAUCGACGCAUGUGGUGAAAGGGAAUGUCCAGCUUAAUCCAAGUCAGGUUUGGCAGCUACAACAAUAUCUGAUUAAUUCAGGUGACUUGUACAAUCAACAGACAUACACUAUUAUGAUUGUGGGAAUAAAACUUUUUCUUCGAGCAGAGGAAGUUCUGUCGAUGAAAAUGGAAGAUUUUGAAAUGAUCUAUGCAGUCAUCCACGACAAUUCCGUCAGGUCGCUUGCAGUCAAGAUCAAAGGGAAGAGUGACUCCAAGCCUGUACUAUUGAAGAUUUGGAAAGAUGACGAAAAUCCUGAGUUCUGCCCUGUUAGAAUUUUAUUUUGCUACUUGAAGGCUACUGGUAUUAAAAGUGGAUAUUUAUUUCCUUCAUGGUUUACUCUAAAGGCAGGCAUACAUGACAAGGGAAACCAUGGACAUUAUUGCAAUCAUAUUAGCUACAAUGAUUGGCUGAACCGUAUGAAGACUGUUCUGUGCAAGACCUUUCCAAAGGAUUUCAACUAUGAUGUUGGCUUUUGUGUUGGCACCCAUACUCUUUGUAAGACAGCAUACCUGUUUGCGAUCUGGGGAGUUUUGCGUAUGUGGACAUCUUCUGAUCCGGGAAAACCCCUUUCCGACAUAACAUAUGCACAAAUUUUGCUGUCGGCCCGGCAUGCUUCUGUGGCACAUGCAUGCUUGUACGUACAGGACUCAUUCACCCUCUUUGACCUUGUGCAGGAGGAGCAAUACCAAGAAUCACAGCGCGUUUCCCCAUGGAAGUCUAUCCUUAUUGUUCAAACACAAGCAGCCAUUGGCAUUGUUGCCCAUUCUCGCAUAAAUCAACAAGAAACAGUUGCAAAGCAGGCAGAUUGGUAUUUCCAAAAGGAAGUUGUCAUGGCCAAUGGAUUUCCAUUCACUAGGUACUAUGCCAUGGCCUGUCGUGCAAAGCCAAACCUGAAUUUGCAGGAGCAAUUUGAUGCUCUGAUUGGGCAUGCUAUGGCAAGCAAGGCUGAUAGGCUUGAAGCUCGCCGCCUGAACACACUCAUUAUCAGGGAUUCCGCAAGGGUGGCAUCACUUGGAGUGUCGGUAGACACCAUGGCUGGCCCUUCAGUUGCACCGGUUCAGAUAAGUCGAAAACGCAUCAGGGCUGUCAGUGGUGGUACGGAUGAUCUUGCGCGACACCGUGCCAGCUGUGGCCAAUUGGAGGUUGCUGGUAGCUCAAAGAAAGCUCUCUUUCAGGAGCUGUUUGAAGUGCACAGCAUCUUCACAACUCGACAAAGCAGUCUUGUCGACGGAGCUAGACGCUGGGCCAGGAAUCGCAGCAAUACUUACUGCAUCAUGAAAGAUUGCAUUGUGAAUUGCUUUGAUGGAGAUGCGGAAUCCUACUUUUCGAGCCUGCCAACAAAGCUUGCCAUCACGAAACACACCUGCACUUGCUCAGAUCGAAAGUAA
Molecule: messenger RNA, 2133 nt
Organism: Phaeodactylum tricornutum CCAP 1055/1
Lineage: Eukaryota; Bacillariophyta; Bacillariophyceae; Surirellales; Neidiaceae
Exons: 1
Coding region: 1-2133 (710 amino acids)
Molecular function (GO): DNA binding
Source: RefSeq, a predicted model, not a curated record